AGACAUGACAGUUGAAAUCCUGAAAAAUCUGAAGAGAUUAAGUCUUCAGUUUACCACAUAUUAACCACGUUUUUAUUAAAUAAAAAUAAUAUUUAAUAAAUAAAUUUUUUAGAAAAAAAUAAUAAGGUGCACACCACACCAACCAGCUCGGACGGAUGGCGGCGGCGGCGCGCAUGUGGUGGUCAGGUGAGCCUUUGUGUGACUCCUCCCUCUCCCACAAAAGUGGGUACCUCUUGGGGCACACCCGAAGGCUCAAGUCCACACUCUAUAUACCCUUACAAGAGAGUAUUCUAAGUAUUCUAAACCAAUACUCUGUUUUUUAAUAAUUCAUACUCAUAUAUAUUAUAAGUUCCAACACUACCAAAUUACAAACCACUCCAUUAUCAUAACCGAAACAAACAUGCCUUCACUUAACUCCGACGAAGAGUCCCGGCCACUGAAACCAAUCCCAGGAAGCUAUGGCCUUCCCUUCUUCGGUGCUCUAAAAGACCGCCAUGACUACUUCUAUCACCAAGGCCAGGACAACUUCUUCCUCAGCCGGAUCAAGCAAUACGGCUCAACAGUCUUCCGGACCAACAUGCCGCCUGGUCCAUUUAUCUCCUCGGACCCCAGAGUUGUCGCCGUCCUUGACGCCAUCAGCUUCUCUGUCCUCCUCGACAACUCAAAAGUCGAGAAACGUAACGUCCUUGACGGGACGUUCAUGCCCUCCACCUCCUUUACCGGCGGCCACCGCAUGUGCGCCUAUCUCGAUCCUUCAGAGCCCAAACAUGCUGCCAUUAAGGGCUUCAUCCUCUCUGUUCUCGCCUCCAAACACGACACUUUCAUCCCUCUCUUCAGAGCCUGCUUGUCCGAGCUUUUCACUAACAUUGAAGACAACAUAAAGGACAACAAGACUGCCAACUUCAAUUCCUUAAGCGACGACAUGUCGUUUAACUUCGUCUUUCGUCUCUUUUGCGAAGGGAAGCCGACGGAACGUGGGCUUGGGCCCAAAGCAAACACUGAUUUCGACAAGUGGCUCUUCUUUCAACUCCACCCACUGAUAUCGCUCGGGCUUUCCAAGUUCCUUAACUUGUUCGAAGAUUUGCUUUUGCACAUGUUUCAUUUACCGUCGUUUCUCGUUCAAUCCGGAUACGACAAGCUUUACAACGCGUUUUACUCGUCCGCGGGUGGGAUCCUGGACGAAGCGGAGCGUCGGUUUGGGAUCAAAAGGGACGAAGCUUGUCACAACUUGGUUUUUGUAGCUGGUUUUAACGCUUACGGUGGAAUGAAAGCUUGGUUCCCGUCUUUGAUCAAGUGGGUCGCAUCAGGAGGAGAGAAUUUACACCGGCAGCUGGCUGAUGAGAUAAGGACAGUUGUUAAGGAAGAAGGCGGGGUAAACAUGGCGGCUUUGAACAAGAUGAGUUUGACCAAGUCUGUGAUCUACGAGGCAUUGAGAAUUGAACCUCCAGUUCCGUUCCAAUACGGUAAGGCCAAGGAGGAUAUGGUGGUCAACAGCCAUGACGUGGCAUUUCAGAUCAAGAAAGGAGAGAUGAUCUUUGGAUAUCAGCCGUUGGCCACAAAAGAUCCUAGGGUUUUCAACAACCCGGAGGAGUUUGUGAGUGAUAGAUUUGUUGGAGAAGAGGGAGAGAAGUUAUUGCGCUACGUUUAUUGGUCAAAUGGGCGAGAGACUGAGGAUCCAACCGUCGAUAACAAGCAGUGUCCUGGCAAAGAUCUUGUUGUGUUGCUGUCUAGGGUACUUUUGGUGGAACUCUUCCUACGAUACGAUACGUUUUCGAUUGAGGCUGCGAAGUUGUUGCUCGGUACAUCGGCGAAGUUCUUGUCGUUGACUAAGGCUGGAACGACAGUUUGACCGGGAUCUUUUCUUGUGUCGUUUCUUUUGAGUCCCUUUCUUUAACUUGGUUCUUUCAUAACCUCGACCAAGUGCAUUUCUUUUUUAUUGCUAUGGUAUAUGGUUAGCUAUGUGAGCUUAUUGUGUGUCAGGUAUCCUAUAUGUUAAUUAAUUCCAAUCAAUAAAUAAAUAAUGUUGCUUACUUCA
This is a messenger RNA of Humulus lupulus (European hop), 2035 nucleotides long. RefSeq names its product allene oxide synthase 3-like. Gene Ontology annotation, molecular function: monooxygenase activity; iron ion binding; heme binding. NCBI's taxonomy places the organism in Eukaryota, Viridiplantae, Streptophyta, Magnoliopsida, Rosales, Cannabaceae. Gene Ontology annotation, biological process: sterol metabolic process. The transcript has a single exon. The record is from RefSeq and is a predicted model, not a curated record. The coding region runs from base 401 to 1849 and encodes 482 amino acids.